AUGGAUAAUAAUUAUAAUAAUUAUGGUGGCGGGGGUGGUGGUAGUUCAUUUUCAAAUAAUCAACAACGACCGAAUAUGAAUAAUAAUAAUUAUAAUAAUAAUGGUGGGGGUGGUGGUGGUUUUGCUCAAGGGCAGCGAGCACCUAAUUCUGGUGGUAAUUUUUAUGGAAAUUCAAUGCCACAAGCUAAUCCUACAAUCUCGGUUUAUGUUUCACAAAAUACACAAGUUGGAGUACCUGCUUUUGGAAAUUCAAAUACUGCUCAGGAUAACCGACGAUAUGAAAAUGAUAAUGACCAUUGGAAAACGGCAUUCGAAAAACAGCAACAAUUUUCCCAAGACCUUCUACAGCGUAUACCUUACUAUACUAAUCCUCAACAUCAGCAACACAACAUGGGUAAUAAUGCUAGUGUCGGUAGACAGAGAGCUAAUGUUGGCAAUAAUUCAUAUGAACAUGUACCACAGAGAAAUAAUGGCUAUGAUUCUGUUCCACAACGUACAAAUGUUGGAGGUGCUGGCUAUGGAAAUCCCGCUAACGAAUUUGUUGAUCCUCUGUAUAAUAACAACGUUCAACAACCUAGCUGUAGUUAUGGAAACGCGAAUGGCUAUGAGUUCACCAAACAAGCUGAUUUUAGUUAUGACAAUGUAAAAUUUUACAUUUUGGCUAUAUUAGAAGGAUGUAUUUAUUUACAAUACAUCCUAAUAUAA
Messenger RNA from Meloidogyne enterolobii, 705 nucleotides. Lineage: Eukaryota; Metazoa; Nematoda; Chromadorea; Rhabditida; Meloidogynidae. The record is from the annotation of a GenBank genome assembly.